AAAAAAAUGGUAACGGAUAUAAUUAUGUGUCCAAGUUACCAUGGCAAUGGAUGCUAAAGACUUAAGGACCGAAGCAGUUUUGGGUGACCGCAGCAACGAUGGCAAUGCUAAAUACGCUCAGGGCGGCGCCACGCUGCCAUGCAAUAGAACUAAGCCAUAUCAAGAUAUUGGAUCAAACUCAUUGGCUAAAGUGGAUGUACAGGCCGCGCGGCCGUGCGCCGUCAUAGGCCCCGAUCGCGUCGUGCCGCCAGCCGCUUCUAGCGACGCAUAUCUAAAAAAAGGUCCAAUAGAGCCAUGGCUGACCAUGGACAACUCUUAUCGCCGUCCACCGGAUUAUCCACACAAAGCUCUGGACUAUCAGCAUCCAGCCAGAAACAUAUCUCCAAGACAAACAUUCCAAGAAAAUAUGCAACGCAUUAUGGUGCCACCUUCAUACAAUUCUGUGAAAUUAAAAGAAGACCAUAACUUUUCAGUGGAUACAAAUAUUUCCCCAAUGAAAAAUAACAAGUUUAAUAUACCCCCAGACUCAAAGUAUUGUGAAGUGCCUUAUGCUGUUAGUAAUGCAAUGACUAAUGAACAAAAAACUGUUAGAAACUCUGAAAUUAGUGUGCCAACCAUGAAUCCUCUUGCAAGAGGUGCCCCUCAUGCAUGGCCUCCGAAUAGUGCAAAUAUCAGACCACCUAAACCAUAUGGUGCCCCUGAACUGUACCAGUAUCCAGAAUACUCCAGCUGUGCUGGCCCAAGACCCAUGCUGAUGCCAAGACCUCAUAGGACAGUGCAUGAAGAUGCAGGGCACAUGUAUCCAGACCCGUACUUUCAAGAAGGAAGCAUUCGAUUCAAGCCUUACCCAACAGUAAAAGAGCGGUUUACACAACCAAGGUAUGAUUAUAUUGCUAAUUAUUCUAAUCCAUUUCAUCCACCUCCACCCUUCCCGACACAUAAAUAUGAAUUACAAAAGUCAGUACACUCUCACCCUUACCCAGGGUAUCCUCAAGUCCCUAUCAAAUACCUUGAUAAUAGAAUGUCUGAACCCAUUUUGAAUGGCUAUCAAAGGUCAAACCCACAGGCACAUUACGGUAAUGUACCAUUUCGGAAUCAAGUAAUACAUCCUACUUAUGGACCUGUUGGAGGAAAUUGUUUGCAAACAAAUAAAUACUAUCCAUUUGCACCAGAAAGUUCUGCUAAACCAAAUACUUCAAACAAGUUACCAUAUGACAAUAACAAUAAAAUCUUUCCUGAAGGUUUCUAUGUUAAUGAACUUGCAAGAACUCAUCCAAUGAAAGGUCAAGUUCUACCCCCAAAUUACCCAGGAAAUAUAUAUGGGAUGCCACCACAUACCUACUAUAGGAGAGAAAAUCCUACCAUGAAAGGUUAUGAAUUUGGACCUCAUGUCCGCAAUAUUGACCCAUCAAUGCCGAUAAACGGGCCUCCUUUAUCAAGAUUUCCAUCACAAUUUUCGCCUUCAACUAUAGCAAUUUCCCCAUCAGAUUCUAAUACCAGCAAUGACACCAAUCAAACGCAAGGAGCUUCUCAUGAAGAUUGUGGGUAUGUUAGCCAAUCCUCUUCGGUCAGUAUGAGAAGUAUGGAAUCUGGUACUAACAGAAUGCCUUACGAUAUUUAUAGAAGAUAUGAUCAAAGAUACAACACUGUGGUGAAAUCUUCUUUGAUACCAAAGUAUGAGAGCAAUUCUCAUGCAAGCUCAAAAGAUAAGAAAGACAUAGACGUAAGACAAUUCCUACAAAUGUGGAAUGAAGGAGAAGAAGAAAAUGGAGACAACAACAAUUUACAUGAGAAUGGUGUACGUAUGUUAACUAAUUCAAAAGACAUAAGCAAAGUUUAUGAAGCCAACAACCAAGAGCAGCUUUAUGUUCUCGGUUUGGUCAAUGUGCCCAGUGAAGAACUGGGUAAAUAUGAACACAUUCAGAAAGUUUCCAAAUUACCUGAGAAUAUUAAAGGAUACAACAGUAUUGAACUACUUCAUCAGUUUGAAGAAGUAAUUGAAUCCUCAAAUUUAAACAAUUAUAAUUCUAAACCGUCUACGCCAAGAACUUUCGAAAGUUCUUUGAAAGGAUCGUCUACGGCAUCGUUACACGGAUUAGGUAUACCAACGCGACCAAUUUCGCCCCUUGAUGUUGAAGCCAAGAUAAGUCAGUCAGUUAUUCACAAAGAAGUUGGUUGCAAUUUUGAAAUAAAACCCUGUAGUCCUAAAAUGUUGAAUGUCGAAAUUGCGACUCCAGUUCACAGUGUUUUAGGAGAAAGAGUUAUUGAAAAGGUUACAAAUCCGCUGAUUGUUCAGUCCUCCAUUUUAAAUAAUGCAAAUGAAAGUAUACUGAAAUGUCAAGAGCAAAGGAUAAACGAAAAUGUUUCCAGUUGCAAAAUGAUUAAUACUCAGUUUUCUAGCAGUGAUCAUAAUGGUUCGGUAAAAACCAAUUACAGUUUACAAGACCUGGAGAGCAAUUCCGGUGUCUGCUUGGCAUCUUUACCUAGGCUCGAUAAUGACAUUGAAUUAAGUUUUCCUGAAGUAAAUCAACAAUUUAUCAAUGCUAAUAAAGUGGAAUCAGUUAUCACUACUACUGCUAAAGAUCUGCCCAACUUGGAUGUCGAUCGACCUGUGGCAAAAGAUCAAGUCUUACAAGAAAUAGAUCAGUGCUUAUCGAAGCCAGAUAUAGAAAAAGAUCUUUCAAAAUUAAGUAAAUAUAGAAAAUUAAAACGUAAAGGUUCCGGGCCUAAAGAAAUAUUUACAGAAACAAAUGUUCAAGCUCUGAGGACAGAUAGUGUGAUAAUAAAAAAUCCAGAAAAUCUCAAAAAUCAAGAAGAAUGCUUGUCCAACUCCCCAAAUACAAAUGAUGCGCAGCAAGAUCCCAUCAAUUUAACAGUCACCAUUGAUAAUCGUACUAUUGAACAUAACGAUGUCCAAGAAGCGGAUUCAAUAUUGAAUAAAUCCAGUGAUCUGGCGAUCGACUUCAGUUUAAAUUCAUCAGAGCAUUGCAACACCAAAGAAAAUUUACCAAACUUCAAAAUCAAUACAAAUCUGCGUCAAAGUGAAGAGAAAGAUGAAGUUUAUUUAUUUAACGAAGAAGUUCCAAAAAGUGCGUUUCAUGCCAGUUUUCCUGAUAUUUUACCAGAUUCUAAAGCUCCCGAAUACGACUCGUGCAAACCUAAUACGAUAGACAGUGUUGUUGGUCACGAUGUGUUUGCCACUGAACAAAAAAUAAAUAAUGUUGUAGAAAAGUCCGAAAAUAGUACUUCUCCAGGAAAUCUUUCGAAAUUAAAUGCAGGAAAUAAAAAAUUGCAUCAAACUGAAGAUGAAUUUCAUUAUAACAAUGUCACAAAGGACAAUGAAAUAAGUGUUACCGAAGAUUUACAGACAAUUUCUGCAACUUCAUCAAAUAAAUUUAUGCUGUGUGAUAAAAAUAAAAAUCGCACAGAAAAUUAUAAUUUUAAAUCCAAGUUGACACAAACUAAUUCGGCAAUUAACCAAAGAAUUAAAGAAUUAGAUAACGAUGUGUGUGACAAUAAAACUGACCUUGUCGUGAACAAGAAAAGCGAAAUGCAACACGUGAAACAAUCCAAUGAACCAGCGUUGUACAGCAAAAUGAGCACAAAUAAGGGUAUAAUCGAUGAAAAUGAAGAAGCCAAAGAAAUCAAUAAUAUCGUUAAUGUGCCUAAGGAUUCUCAGGAAGCACAUAUUUCAAGUGCUCACGACGAUUUUAAGAAAUCCACACUUAUCAGCACUUUAAUGUCGUUUAAAACGCUGUGUGCAGAGCAACAAGAAUUUGCAAAUCUAGUUAACACUCCUGAAGAAGUGCAAGAAGUUGUAAACUUACAAGAAACACCUGAUGGAAUACAAGAAAUUCCUUUAGCUUCUAAUAUUCCUACAGAACCACGGCAAGUAGAAAAUACGAUUUUUGUACCAGAUGACCUAGCAUGUGUGUCUAAAGAAUCACCAAACACAGAAAAUACUUUGUCACCCACUACAUCAUCAGAGAUUAACGAGUCAGCUUAUUUCAAUGAACUUCUUGGAGAUGAUAUAGGACAAACGUACAAAUCAAUCGGUACUUUAGAGAAAUCACAAGGGGAAGAUAAAACAGGAAGAUUGGUUCGUGUUUCUGAAGAACCACGAGACUCUAAUAUAAUUUGUGAUCUCGAGAAGCCAGAAGAUAAACAGGAAUUAAGAUUGCAGAUUGAUUGUUUUCGGUCGAAAGAGAUAAAAUAUUCCGAUAAAAAUAUGGAACGAAAAGUUAACUGUCGUGAAGUAACAACGAACAAACAGGGGACUGCUUUGACUCACGCUAAAUAUAAAAUUAACAAAGAAUUAUUUUCACCACAGAUCCAAAAAUUAUUAUUAUUAGAAGAAGGCGUUUGUUUAAACGAACUGCAGACAGUAUCUAAUGUAGACGCAAUGAUUAUCAAAGAAACAUUACUAAUCAGGAGACGAACCGAAGUUUUGAACAGUGACUCAUCUGAUCGAGAAAUUUCAUGUUUCGAUCUAUUCGACAAUAAAUCUGCUGAAAGAAGUAUUUCGCCUAAGAAUUUUGAUUUUAAAGCAGUAGAAGAUUCUCCUGUGAACGUUUCAAAAUCAGUAAAAAAUACAGCAAGUGAUUCAGAUGGUGAUUCGCAUUGUGAUGUCAAUUUGAUCAUAAGUACUGAGUCGAAUUGGAAAGAUACAAAAGAUGACAGUAAUGACUGCAAGCGAGAUGGCGUUUUGAAUAGAAUUGACCAUCCCAAAAAUGAAAGUGUAAACCUCGAUAUAAAUGAAGAAACAGAGAAACAUAAUAUUCCUUCACUUGGAACAAAAUUGACUCAAACCAUCCGAACAAACGAUUCUCAAAAAGUGGAAGUAGCUAUCACGCAAUCAAAAAACAAUAGCAUUGAAUCGGAAACUGAUACUGAUACAACUAGUGUGAUCAAUGAUACGUCAAAUGAUGACAAGUACGCUGAAAAACCGUCUGGCGCCAUAAAGAACGAAAUCUAUGUUAAAGUCCAACCAUGCUUGAGUUCCAAAAAUAUCACUCAAUUUGAAGGCGAGCCUUUAUUACACCCUAAGGAUUGUACAGUUCACAAUGUAAUUAAAGUACAAGUUCCUCCGUUCUCGACCACCAAUGCUGUCGAUUCAAAUGAAUCAACAAAGUAUCCUAUAAAUAGAAGUGAGGAAACUAUUAAUAAAAAUGAGGAAAUUGAAACCAUGAAAAAAAUGAAUACUCAAUAUUUUAAUACUUUGAGUUCAGAAAUAUCGAUUGAAGAAUUAAAUAGUAAUUCGUUUUCCUCAGAAGUUAUUGCAUUUGAUAAUUCCUUAUCUCCGGCAAAAACGGAUAAAAUAAUUAUUCCUGGCAGUCCCAAGCUGGAAAAUGUUAUUGCAGACAGAGAACAAGCGCCAAAGUUCAAUAACGAAGAAAAUACAAUUCAACAAAAAAGUGACAAUGAUCGAAUUGACGAAAAUAUUAAUGAAGAUUCCAAUACAAGUAAUAAUUGUGUAGAAACCGAUUAUAUCCUUGAUUUUGAAGAUAGUGUUAUUCCGAAUCAAAGUUCUUACGACUUACAAGGAGAUAUAAACGAACACUCGUCUGCGAAUGAAAUUCAUUGUGUGAAUGAAAGAUUGGAAAACGUGAAUAAUAUACAAGAAAUAGCUACCAGUUCUUGUAACGAGAGCAAAAAUAAAAUUUUUACCGACCCAUCGCAAGACGUAACUCAAACUACCAAUUUCGAAAUAGAUCAAAACAAAAAAGUGCAGUACUCAAGUAACUACAGGUAUAAAAAGAAAAAAUCUUUAAAAAGAUCACUGUCAGAAUCCGCUUUAGAUGACAUCUGUGACAAUGUUUUUGAGGGUUGUGAUAACAAACCUUUACUGUGGUCAAAUAAGCGACAAAAAGUCGAUGACAGUGAAAAUUUAGCAGAUACUCAUUUUGUACCAGACAGUUACUGUAAUCUAAUUCAGCAGAAUAGAAGGAACUCAGUGUCUUCGAUGUAUAACGAAGACAAUGUAUCUUUUUGCAUACUAAUUGAAAAUAACUGUAUAAUAUCCGAAGAAGAAGAAACUGAAAAAAUAUGUUUUGCAGAAAUACGUGAAGGCUGCUUGCCUUGUCUAGAAAAUAGUUCUGAAAAUAUUAUUAGUGGAAUUGACGAAGUAAUUGAUGAGACAACUGAAGAAGUUACGUUCCCUGAUGAUAUAAUCUUUUCACCUUCUGCUGCGCCUUGUGAGCACGAAGAUAAAGCAUUAGAAGAAACUUGGGUGGAUGAUGUAGCGUAUGUUGAAACUGUAGUGAGUGAAGACGUCGCAGAAGACAUAGUCAUUAGUGCAUCAACGUCACCGAAAAAUGACAGUGACAUAGAUGAAGAAUUGAAUGAUGAUGUAGACAUUUACGGUGACCACACAGAUAAGGUUAAGUACAUAUACGGAGAUAAAAUGUGCAGUGAUGAUGCUCAUUUGGUGGAAACCUUGUACAGGACUCCGCAAAUGGAUGUUAACAGAACACUUGUUUACAGAGAAUCUCAAGCUAUGGAAGAAUGUAACAGGUAUUACGACAAAGAAUCCUUAGAAAAAGUGUUGUCGGAUUCAGUUAAUGAAGAUAUAGUUCCUGAAAUAGCAGAGGAAACCCAGAAUUUGAAUUGUACUAAUCCGAGUUAUUCAACGCCCGCAACCAGCGAAAAUGUACAUGACUGCAGUGAAUUUCAUAAUAUGGACAAUUCUUCACUGUUUCACUGUUCAAGAGAUAAAUUUAACAACAGUGACCAUAGCCAGUUUGUGGAGAAAAAAGAACCCGAGGAAAUGCCAAAAAUACCGAUUGAACAAACGCAGGACCAAACUAUCCAUUCCUGUGAAUCGAGUGUCGAUAAUGUAUUUUCUUAUGUUCAACGAGAAGAAAGUCCAAAGUGUGUUAUUUCUAGCUCCCCAGAAGUAUCUUCGACUACAUCAGAAGAUAAAAAUUCUUCUAUAUUGCUUAAAAUAACUAAUUACAAUGGAUCUAGAAUAUCGGAAAUAAACAAUAUUAAUUCAGGAAACCGAAUUAGCUGUAAAUACACAGAAGACAAAGAUUAUAUAAGUUCCCAUAAUAAUUUACCGGCGCGACCUUUAAUAACAAAAGCUGCCCAGAAGUAUAUACCGCCAUUAAAAGAAUCAAUACGUGAUCUUAAAGUUCAAUUGCCCCUCCCACAACAUAGUCUUUUAAAAUUAAAACAAUUAAAAGUAGCCAAAGAGAAACCAAAAUCAAUCCCAAAAACUAGUAACACUGUUUGUAGAAAACAAAUUCUUAAGAAACCUAAACCAAAAUUUGAAGAUGUGCUUAAAAGUAUAGAUGAAAUUCAAGUACAAAAACACAAAGAUAGUAAAAAGAUAAAAAAAGCUGUUCCGAAAGUAGUAAUUAAAAAAAACGGAAAUGGUUCUCAUUACGCCAGCACAUCAGAUCUUAAGGAUAAAUACAAUCCUGAUUUGACUGGCAGAAAAUGGCAACCGUGGGUUUUUAUAGAAAGAAACAAUUUUAUAGAUAAAAUGGCUCUAAAAAAAGAAACACGAGCUGUUUUUAAUUAUAGAAAAAAUGAAUAUGUUUUAGCUGAAAAGUUUCGAAAGUAUAGAUCAGUUAAUAGUGCAAAGUUUGUCAUAUCCCAACCAAAACUAAACGACUCUAUUUCGGGCCAACUAAAGUACACGAUAAAGUUAAAACAAAUAUAGUUUCUAAAGGUGACUUGUUUGAAGUAAAGCUGCUUUAAGACUUAGUCAGCCGCAUUUGUUGGCUAUUAUUCUAAAGGAUCCCACCCAAAGGUCUCGUAUUUACAUUCCUGCGAUUCCAGUAGAUUUUAUUUAUUAGUUAUCCAAGGAAGUUCACUAAGUAUUUUAGUAUUAAUAUGAAUGUUAAGCCAAAAUCUUGACUAGUGUGAUAUGAAAAUGAAAACAAAGAUAGAAACGUAGUAUAAUUUUUUAGAGUUUCGUGGCGCUGUUUUUGAUCUGAUGUUUUUGUUACGAAGAUUCAAAGUUUAUAAAGAUGUUUCAUCUAUAAAAUUCAUUCCAUUUCCAACAGAUCGUAGAUAAUAAGAUUAAUAAUAAUAUACAAAUAAUUUAUUAAAUGGCAUUAUUUAAGCACUUUGUUAGUAGCCAGAAAGAGAACUUGUUUUAUUUAUUUAAUUUAAAACUUUGUUUUAUGAGAAUUAUUCUCUUGUUGGAGUUGUAUAGUCUUAUUUUGCUCAUAAUGAGUAGGAUAUUUAAAAUACCCCGCACCACCAUGGUGCAUCUUUUGGUGAGUUGCUAAGGACGUGUAGAUACACAUUAUAACACAUUCAAUUAACGAUAAAUUAGCGUUCAGUCAGACACUGUUCUAUUUGUGUGUAAUUUUGUCAUUAAUAUGAUUUUUAAGAGAGGUUUUUAUCUGUAUAGUAGAUAAUUUAUUUUUACGACCAAUUGCAAAUGCGAUGGUUAUUGAUUGCUCACGUAAAUUAUAAGCACAUACAUACAUAAUAUUCCUAUCGCAGGAAAUAAUGUAAUAAUAAUAUUGACGAUAGAGUGAAUGUAAAAACAAUAUUGUUAACUUUAUUAAAAGUACAAACAGAGCACGUGGAUAUCGUUGUGUAUCAUAGGCAUGUGGUUUGUUAGCACUAAGUGUUAAUCGU
Messenger RNA from Hyposmocoma kahamanoa, 8598 nucleotides. RefSeq lists its product as uncharacterized. The record is from RefSeq and is a predicted model, not a curated record. The transcript has 2 exons. Bases 41 to 7666 code for a protein of 2541 amino acids. Lineage: Eukaryota; Metazoa; Arthropoda; Insecta; Lepidoptera; Cosmopterigidae.